This is a messenger RNA of Ambispora gerdemannii, 351 nucleotides long. NCBI's taxonomy places the organism in Eukaryota, Fungi, Glomeromycota, Glomeromycetes, Archaeosporales, Ambisporaceae. The record is from the annotation of a GenBank genome assembly.
AUGAACAUUACCAAAGCUCGAAAUACAUCUGUUGAAAAUGAUAAAAACCCUUCUUUGGAAGAAAAUAACUCUAAUGUUGCGGACACAACUAAAAAUGACUCUGAUGAGUCUAAGGCGUUAACAAUCAAGCACAGAAUCCAGAAUGUACGAAGACACCCACGAAUUUCCCGACCCCAAGUACAUGUUCAACCUCAAGGCGAAAGGGCUCACUACUCCCAAAAAAUUCGUUGUAUGUGGAAUGAGAACCAUCCAGAUUUUCAAAUCACAGUUGGUUCAAUCGAGGAAUGGACCUAUCGCGAAGAUGAAGAUCCUUCCCGCUAUAAUUGCCAUUGGGGAGAGUAUGGAGAUUAG